Molecule: messenger RNA, 663 nt
Organism: Trypanosoma cruzi
Lineage: Eukaryota; Euglenozoa; Kinetoplastea; Trypanosomatida; Trypanosomatidae
Exons: 1
Coding region: 1-663 (220 amino acids)
Source: RefSeq, a predicted model, not a curated record
AUGUCGGGCCGGGUGUACAGAUUCUUUACCGGCAGGGAGCAGCCGCAGUGGUUGUGGGAUCUCGCAUUGGAAAUUCGUAUCCCGGCUGUAUUCUUGGCGUAUGUUGUGUACGUCAACACGCGUUGCUACUAUGACGCGCUUAAUGCCUAUCAAGCGAACUCCCGAUGGGCCAUGACAAGUGGGAAGCUUUUGGAGCUCCGGAAACUGAACUAUCGGUACAUCAGUGUUCCUCGAUACGCGGUGCGGUACGAAUACGAAGUUGACGGCAAAAGGUACGUGUCGACGAGGGCGACAACUGGAUCUCCCUACAGGAACUGGAUGGAGCGGUUUUACAACGACACCAUCACCGAGUCCCAAUAUCUUCAGGCAAUCCCCGUGCUUCGUUUGGGUGAGCGCUGCACUGUCUUUUACGACAAGAAAAACCCUGGGGCGCACUCGGCCCUUGCCCACGACGCCAACUCAUUUGAAAUUUCAAUUCUGAGCUUUUUUACCGUCGUCCCCCUACUCAUGGGGUAUCUUAUGAAGGCACAUUGGUGGAUGCUCAAAAAGGCGUACAUGCCGAACAAAAAAAUGCGCGUUCGCUUUCCACCAACAGCCCGUCCGCCCCCUCCUCCGGAGCCGCCGAAAAAUGUCUCGCAGAUCUCUUCGCUUCCCAAGUCAUGA